This is a messenger RNA of Carassius carassius (crucian carp), 1504 nucleotides long. Its product is annotated as N-lysine methyltransferase KMT5A-A-like. Bases 108 to 1007 code for a protein of 299 amino acids. The record is from RefSeq and is a predicted model, not a curated record. Lineage: Eukaryota; Metazoa; Chordata; Actinopteri; Cypriniformes; Cyprinidae. Gene Ontology annotation, molecular function: histone H4K20 methyltransferase activity; protein binding. The transcript is spliced from 8 exons.
CAAUGAACGCUGCGAAUGAUUUUUAAAACCCAGGUGGACAGUUAUUUAUCUCAGCAUGCUGUAGUGUUUACAGUCCGCUUCGUUUGUAGUGGCAAAUCUGAACCAAGAUGGGAAAAGGCAAUCGAAGACCUGGAGACGGCAGGAUAAACGAGAAAGUUGAAGAAGCCAAAGAGAACCAGCACGGAAAGCCCACGGCAUGCGAAGGGCAGCCAACAAUACAAAGUUGUCUGAAUCUCAGCAAGCCGCUCCGGAAUAAACAUAUAGAGGACAAUUCUGCAUCAGGCCCGAGCAAACUGAGUGAAGUCAAGGAUGCAGAGCUGAAGUCACCCAAAGGAGGGCACACUGGCAAACAGCACCCCAUCUGUGGAGUUGGUGAGCAGACCGCUGCUGUGCCUCAGAAAGGGUCUGGGACAAGGACGCAAACAACAUCUGGGCAAAGGAUCAAUGGUGGGAAAUUGAAAGACAAACUGUUUGAAACCAAUCGAAAGGUCACAGAUUAUUUUCCUGUUAGACGAAGUUGCAGGAAAAGCAAAGAUGAGUUGAAGUGUGAAAAGCAGCGGCACUUUGAUGAUCUCAUCAAAAACAAUGUUGAAGAGGGGCUCAAGGUGAGAAGUAUAGAAGGAAAAGGAAGAGGUGUUUUUGCAGUCCGGGCGUUUCAGAAAGACCAGUUUGUAGUGGAGUAUCAUGGGGAUUUGUUGGAGAUUGCUGAUGCAAAGGCAAGAGAAACGCUGUAUGCUCAAGACCCAGCCACUGGCUGCUACAUGUACUAUUUCCGCCACCACGACAAAACCUACUGUGUGGAUGCUACCAAAGAAAGCGACCGUCUGGGCCGGCUGAUCAACCACAGUAAGACUGGCAACCUUCGGACCAAACUGCACGAGAUGAAUGGCACUCCUCACCUCAUCUUCCUGGCUUCCAGAGACAUCAAAGUAGACGAGGAGCUACUGUAUGAUUAUGGUGACCGCAGUAAAGAAGCCGUCGCUGCUCACCCUUGGCUAAAGCACUGAUUCACUCUCCGUUUCGUAGUUUUCUGCUGAUAGAAUCUAAAGGGAAGUGGUAUAAUGUUAACAUACAACGUGUUGAGUCGCCAAAGUAGUUCAGUAUUACAGAUGGUACCAUAAAAUGAAUAGUCUUUUGAAAAACCCACAGUAGCUGUAACUUAUUGGUUUUUAAGUGUAUUUUACAUCUUGGGUUGAGGCUGAAUGAGAUGAACCUCUUGAGCUAAUUGUGUAAACCAUUGUAAAAUGUUGAUUUAAUGAAAAUGUUCUCACCCUCAUAUCCCUCCAAACUUCAGGACUCUCUUUUCCUCUGAAGAACGGAAGAUAUUUUUCAGCUGUUUUUGUUCAAUCAGUGGAAAAGAGUAAAUGGUUAAAAAUAUCUUUCACAAGAAAGAAAGUAUAAGUGUUUGGGGUAACAUGAAGGUGAGUAAGUGACAAGUUUAGUUGCUGUACAUUUUGUAUAUGUACAAAUGAGUGUUUAAAGCAAUUAUACCACAUUUUUAUGA